UGUUCUCGUGUUUUCCUCUUUGUGUUGUCGAAUAUUUUCUGCUCUUUAAAUGUUUGUUAUGUGUAGUGGCUUAUUUAAAACAUAAGUACAGUGAUAUCUAUAACAAUUACUGUAUGAAAUGUAUCUAUUUUUAAUAUAUACAAAUAGCUUAUGGCAGUUUCUAAUGGAAGCACGGUCGAGAUGUUUAUGCAUCAACAGCUCUAUAAUGUUUCAUUUAAUGAGGGACCUAUCACAAAACUUACUGUCGUGUUGUUAAUGUCUUUGUUCUUCAUAUAUCUGAAUAUGAUUAUGUUAUAUUCCCUUAUGAGUAAGCGUGUUUUUAUAGAGACUCCACGCUACAUUCUUUUUGCUCACAUGCUUCUCAAUGACUCCAUUCAUCUUUUAUUCACUGUUGUGCUGUACUGUGUUGGGCUGGCCUUGCUCAAGUUAGUCAUAGUAGCAUGCGCUUUAACAGUUUUUGUAUCAAGUACUACUUUCCGUAAUGCACCUUUAAACCUGGCUGUAAUGUCAUUAGAGCGUUACAUAGCCAUAUGUUUUCCUCUUAGACACGCUGAAAUAGCCACUCGAAAAAGGACGUAUCUUGCCAUUGUGUUAAUCUGGAGUUUUGGUUCUAUAAAUUUCAUGAUUGAUUUGUUUUAUAGAAUAGUGAUGGACCCUAACAUUUUAACAACACACAUACUUUGCACAAGGGAAACUUUGUUCAUAAAAGCAUGGCAAUUAGAUGUAUUCAGUGCUUUGAAUAUACUGUACUUUGUGGGAGUGUCGCUGAUCAUCAUCUUCACCUAUAUCAGCAUUAUGAUCUCAGCCAGGUCUGUGUCCUCCAACAAAGACUCUGCUACGAAAGCCCACAGGACUGUGCUGCUGCACUUUGUUCAGCUGGGCCUGUGCCUUACAGCAUUUCUGUUUGGUGCCAUCGAGCGUGCUGCAGCCAUGCUGGGCAACAGCUCUCUGUACUUGGAUGUGCGCUACCUGGCAUUUCUUUUUAUCCUGGUUCUGCCCAGGUGCAUGAGUCCACUCAUCUAUGGGCUGAGAGACAAUGCCCUGAAACCUUUGUUCAUUUAUUACUUUCGAUGUGGCUCUGGCACAGUCAAGCCUAUUGUAAAUGUACACUGAAUUGCAUGCAUAAAUCAAUAUUCACAACAAUAUAUACUGUACUGUACUUUAUUCGACUAAUAGGAAACAAGUUUAGCUGUGUUAUAUAGUUCAUAGUUUUAUUUCUAAUUGUUUUUGUCUGUCAAAUAUAGUUUACAAUUCAAUCUAGUUGCCAAGAUUGUAAUUACUGACAGUGGCACAUUUACUAAUGUUUUCUUGGUGUUUUAAAUGAAGGUUUUGGAGUGGCCUAGUCAAAGUCUGAUAAAGAUGCUAUGGCAUAAUCUUAAACAGGAGGUUUAUGCUGGAAGUGUGGCUAACUUAAAACAAUUCUGUGAACAAAAUUCCUCCACAGAGGUGUAAAUGACUCAUUGACAGUUAUCGGUAAAGCUUGAUUGCAGUGUUGCAAUCAAGGGUGGUUCCAAGUUAAAGUAUACAAUAUAUUCUUUAUUAAAGUAUAUAAUUAUUCAUUAUAUUGGCUGUAGUUUACCUUUAUUUAUUCUUUUUCACAAAUAUUGGUAAAAAAUCAAUUUGGCCACCUUCUUUACUUGCAACUAAACACUGAGCAUUUGAUCCAAAUGAAAUUGAGACGGUAAUUAAUGACAGUUGUGCAGAUAUUGCACACUCAUUUAAAUAUUAUGAUUAUUGAAAUGUAUAGUGUGUAAAUUACUGCAUUUGAGGUUUUCUGAUGUUUUUUCUGUUUUAACUCUCCAGAAGAUUUUGAAAGGCACACAUUUGUUUUCUUGGUUUUUGUUUCCUUUUUUUUUGCCUAUAAAUAAUUAUAAUACAAAUAUUGGUGAGUGAAGUGGCUAAUAAAUCAAUAUUAAAAUGAAAAAAAACAAACACUUUAACAGCAGCAGCGACAUAUGCAUGAUUUGGUUACAUGAUUUGUCUGAUCUGAUUAUGUUGAAAUAUUAUUAAAAGGAAACUGUGAAAAAGUGAUCAAAAUUAUAUUGAUUGUUAUAAUAAUUACAAUUUUCUUAAUGUUAUCAAUAUUACUUUGAUCACUUUGAUA
Molecule: messenger RNA, 2104 nt
Organism: Astyanax mexicanus (Mexican tetra)
Lineage: Eukaryota; Metazoa; Chordata; Actinopteri; Characiformes; Acestrorhamphidae
Product: odorant receptor 131-2-like
Exons: 1
Coding region: 151-1113 (320 amino acids)
Biological process (GO): G protein-coupled receptor signaling pathway
Cellular component (GO): membrane
Molecular function (GO): G protein-coupled receptor activity
Source: RefSeq, a predicted model, not a curated record